This is a messenger RNA of Acaulospora morrowiae, 1636 nucleotides long. NCBI's taxonomy places the organism in Eukaryota, Fungi, Glomeromycota, Glomeromycetes, Diversisporales, Acaulosporaceae. The record is from the annotation of a GenBank genome assembly.
GAAAACGAAUCCUUUUCAGGGCCAGAUAAAGUUUAUCAGGUCAUUCUCCCUAAAUCCGACAAGUCUAUAAAGUUCUUUUCGGACUGUAAUGAAGUUAAAGAAGAUCAGGUAAUUAUUCCUAAAUACGACAAGUUCUUUUCGGACUGUAAUGAAGUUAAAGAAGAUCAGGACAAUUUCUUACCUUUACACGAAAUAAAUUAUGGAGUGGAAGUAGAACAUAUAAAUGGAAUAAAACUACCAAAAUUUAGUCUUGGAUUAAUUGUGAAUGGAGAAGGAUUAACAAAAACAAAAUAUAAGUUUCUUGCUUCUUUAAGAAUUCGACAUAUUAAUACGACUAAAAGUUCAACGAUUAGAUUGGUUAGCACAAAAUCCAACAUAUAUUCUUAUUUUCUAGAGAAUGGUGUGUCAAUUAAAGAAGAUCAAGCACAUCAAUUUCUUCGAUCUAUUCCAUUUAUAACUUCAAUGACACAUGAUCUAAAACAAGGUACCUUCCGAGCUAUUUAUUGUGAUAUUUCUAUCCCGUUGGUAGAAAUAUCAUUUGAGCAAAUCAAACCAUCUAACGAAUCAAUUCAGGCUCUAAAUGAUGCUUUGUCGAACAUGGAUCCGUACACUUCACUAUGUAAAGUUUUUAAAAAAUUCGGUCAUUUAAUUCCUCAUAAGAUGGUUAUCGGGAAAAAACUAUCACGUAAUUGUCGUGAAUUUUCAUCAGCAUUAUGUGAAGAUUCUCCGGAUCAAUCUAAAAAAAAUUCUUUAAAGGCUUCUAGUGAAAAUUACAAUGAAUUUCGGACUGUGCUGAAUGAAUGGAAAUAUCUUCUUUCGGAAAGUGGAUUUAACCCAACAUAUCUUAAGAACACAGAAGGAGGCAUUACAGAAGUCGAGAAUAUAGAAAGUUGGAUCUCAAAAGAUUUUCAAAAACUCGAAAUCAUCGAAUAUUCAGAUUUAAUUUCAACAUACGCAAUUCUUGAUUUCCCAAUGCGCAAGGAAAUUGAAAAAUGCUUCAAGGAAGAAAAUCAAAUUCUAAUGACAGGAUAUAUUAGAAUUAAAAAUAUUCACACUCAUUAUUAUCGCGUUGAAUUUAAUACACCAUUGAAAAGCAGCCGUUAUCAGGUUUUCGGUUUUGUUACAGAUGAAAAUCUUAAUGUAUUAGAGAAAUUAGUAGUUGAGUUUAAGUUUUUUACCAAAUUUGGAUUUUCGAUAAUAUUAAAAAGUUUGGAUAAAGAACAAUUGAUCGGCGCUCUGUUAUCAUGGAUGUUGAUCGGAAUUCCACGUGAAAUAGGAUUCUACAGCAGAAAUACUCGUGAUAUGACCGUGCUGCGUACAGGCGAAUUAACUUUUGAAAAGGACGAUGGCAAUAUUAUUAUAAAGGAAAAUAAAUAUUUUAUUAAAUUGCCAUUUAUAUCCGAAAUUCCAUCCGAAAGUAUAGUUAAUAUUCGCUUAGAAUUUUCACAAAAUAUCCACGAGGCUUUUAUCGAAACUCGAUACAUUAGUGAUACCAACGAAAUACAAAUUAUUAAUUCAAACAACUUUCCAGAUAUUGGUUACCUCGAAGAAGCUCGAGUUCAUUAUGCAAUUAUAAGCAUUUCGGAAAACGAGAGGAUAAUUAUUCCAGAUAUUCAAAUGAUCUCGAAUGAAAAAU